AUGAUUGAUGGUCGAUCGAUAACAGACUACAAUAUUAAACAAUUUCGAGAAAAGGUUGGAGUUGUUAGUCAAGAACCCAUUCUGUUUGGUAUGAGUAUUUAUGAAAAUAUUCGUUUGGGUAAAGUAAAUGCAACACGAACAGAAAUUGAACAAGCAGCACAAGAAGCAAAUGCACAUCAUUUCAUCAUGCAAUUACCGGAUAAAUAUGAAACGCUUGUGGGUGAAUGUGGUAUACAGUUGAGUGGUGGUGAAAAACAGCGUAUUGCAUUAGCUCGUGCUCUUGUCAAACAGCCUACUUUCCUUUUACUGGAUGAAGCAACAAGUGCACUUGAUAAUGUUAGUGAAAAACUUGUUCAAGAAGCGCUCGAUCGAGCAUGCAAAGGCCGUACAACUAUUGUUAUUGCUCAUCGUUUGACUACAAUUCAAAAUGCUCAUCAAAUAUAUGUAUUAAAUAAUGGAACUGUGAUUGAGCAAGGUACACAUGAAACAUUGAUGACAAAAGACGGAGGAAAAUAUCAAUCAAUGGUUAAACGUCAACAAAUGGAAAAAAUCGAUGAUGACGAAGAUGGUAUGAUGAACAUGCAAAAAGCAACAGAAGAAGAUGAAAAGUCGAUAAGAUCGAAAUUGACACAACGUAUUCGUGCGAAAGCUUUUGCAUGUCUUCUUCGUCAAGAAGUUGCUUACUUUGAUCAACCUGAAAACAGUUCUGGUGCGAUUUGUACUCGUCUCUCUACUGAUGCAUCAGCUGUUCAAGAAAUGACUGGUACACGAGUUGAUUUUCGUGGUGAGAUAAAAUUUGAUCAAGUCAAAUUUAUCUAUGCAACUCGACCAACAUCUGUUGUUCUUGACAAAUUUCAAUUGAAUAUCAAGCCAAGUCAACGUGUAGCUCUUGUUGGGGCAUCCGGAUGUGGAAAAUCAACAAUUAUUCAACUGUUGGAACGAUUUUAUGAUGUUACAAGUGGUCAACUACUUCUUGAUGGCAUUGAUAUUCGAAAACUAAACCUUCAUUGGGUUCGUUCUCAUUUUGGCCUUGUCAGUCAAGAACCAAUUUUGUUCGACUUAACAAUUGCUGAAAACAUAGCAUAUGGCUUAGAAAAUAUUCCAAUGAACGACAUUAUCAAUGCAGCACGUAAAGCUAAUAUUCAUCAAUUUGUUGAGCAAUUACCUCAGAAAUAUGAAACAAAAGUAGGGUGGAAAGGCAGUUUUCUGUCAGGGGGUGAGAAGCAGCGUGUUGCUAUUGCUCGUGUUCUUCUACGUCGACCUAAAGUAUUGCUCUUAGACGAAGCUACAAGUGCCAUGGAUUCAUACAAUGAACAAGCAAAAGCUCUUGAACAAGCUCAAACAGAAGAUCCUAGUCGAACAUCACUCAUCAUUGCUCAUCGGCUAUCAACUGUUCGUGCAUGUGAUUUGAUUUGUGUAUUUAAUAGAGGACAUAUAGUGGAAAGUGGUACUCAUAAGGAAUUGAUACAACGACGUGAAGCUUAUUAUAAGAUGCUUGCUCAACACAAUUUAAAAUAA
This is a messenger RNA of Rotaria sp. Silwood1, 1518 nucleotides long. The record is from the annotation of a GenBank genome assembly. Lineage: Eukaryota; Metazoa; Rotifera; Eurotatoria; Philodinida; Philodinidae.